CCGACGCAGCCCUGCCCGGGAUAUCCUUGGGAGUCUCAUGAGGGCACAUGAAAGGAGCCUGCAUGGCAGACCAAGCAAGUCAGAAAUGAGGAAAUGAAAUGGCAGCGUUGACGGAAACAAAAACACCACCUGUGCCAUUAGGUGCACCUCCGGACCCAAGACAUGUCCUGCUACAACCAGUGCCUGCCCUGCCAGCCCUGCGGCCCGACCCCGCUGGCCAACAGCUGCAAUGAGCCCUGUGUCAGGCAGUGCCAGGACUCCACCGUCGUCAUCCAGCCCUCCCCCGUGGUGGUGACCCUGCCCGGCCCCAUCCUCAGCUCCUUCCCACAGAACACCGCCGUGGGCUCCUCCACCUCCGCUGCCGUUGGCAGCAUCCUCAGCUCUGAGGGAGUGCCCAUCUCCUCCGGGGGCUUUGGCCUCUCCGGCUUUGGCAGCCGCUACUGCGGCAGGAGGUGCCUCCCCUGCUAAAGCUGCUGGCGAUGGCCCUGGGCAAGGCCACCAGGGACCCAGGAGAUGGUACCGCACUGGGGACGGAGCAUCGGCUUGUUGCUUGCAGAGAGGCGGAGCAACCCCAGCACCCCUUGUAAAAGGACGGGGCCAGCCUCAGCUCUGAGAAAGCACAGCCCUUGCCUGCCUUUCCCCUCUUCCGCUCUCUCCUUUCCCUCCCGUCUCCUUGUUCUCUUGUGCUCCCCUGGGCUGUGAGCACCACAAAGGCAGCCUAGAGAAGACCUGCUGACCCUGCACCCUCUGUGGGGCAGGCACAUGGACACUUGGCAGGAUGUCCAGCACAGCCAUGGGGCGCAGAUUCUUUUCUGCCCCUGGUGCUCCCUGCAGUGGGUCCUUGCCUCAGAUUGAUGUAGUCUCCCUCUUUUGACUCAUUAAAGUUCUG
This is a messenger RNA of Harpia harpyja (harpy eagle), 889 nucleotides long. RefSeq names its product feather keratin 1-like. Lineage: Eukaryota; Metazoa; Chordata; Aves; Accipitriformes; Accipitridae. The transcript has 2 exons. The record is from RefSeq and is a predicted model, not a curated record. Gene Ontology annotation, cellular component: intermediate filament. Bases 163 to 468 code for a protein of 101 amino acids. Gene Ontology annotation, molecular function: structural constituent of cytoskeleton.